AGCUUGUAGAACCAAGAAUCCCCAACGGCUCGUUACCAUGUCAUUUGUGUGGUUCUCUGUAGAGGGGCACAGGCGGACGUUCUACCACUAGGCCACGGAGGGGGUCUGUGGGUAUACAUGUAGUUCCUACCACAACAUUACCACGAACCAAGAAUCCUCAACGGCUCGUUACCAUGUCAUUUGUGUGGUUCUCUGUAGAGGGGCACAGGCGGACGUUCUACCACUAGGCCACGGAGGUGGUCUGUGGGUAUACAUGUAGUUCCUACCACAACAUUACCACGAACCAAGAAUGCUCAACGGCUCGUUACCAUGUCAUUUGUGUGGUUCUCUGUAGAGGGGCACAGACGGACGUUCUACCACUAGACCACGGAGGCGGUCUGUCUGUAUACAUGUAGUUCCUACCACAACAUUGCCACGAACCAAGAAUCCUCAACGGCUCGUUACCAUGUCAUUUGUGUGGUUCUCUGUAGAGUGGCACAGGCGGACGUUCUACCACUAGGCCACGGAGGCGGUCUGUCUGUAUACAUGUAGUUCCUACCACAACAUUACCACGAACCAAGAAUCCUCAACGACUCGUUACCAUGUCAUUUGUGUGGUUCUCUGUAGAGGGGCACAGGCGGACGUUCUACCACUAGGCCACGGAGGUGGUCUGUCUGUAUACAUGUAGUUCCUACCACAACAUUACCACGAACCAAGAAUCCUCAACGGCUCGUUACCAUGUCAUUUGUGUGGUUCUCUGUAGAGGGGCACAGACGGACGUUCUACCACUAGGCCACGGAGGCGGUCUGUCUGUAUACAUGUAGUUCCUACCACAACAUUACCACGAACCAAGAAUCCUCAACGGCUCGUUACCAUGUCAUUUGUGUGGUUCUCUGUAGAGGGGCACAGGCGGACGUUCUACCACUAGGCCACGGAGGCGGUCUGUGUGUAUACAUGUAGUUCCUACCACAACAUUACCACGAACCAAGAAUCCUCAACGGCUCGUUACCAUGUCAUUUGUGUGGUUCUCUGUAGAGGGGCACAGGCGGACGUUCUACCACUAGGCCACGGAGGUGGUCUGUGGGUAUACAUGUAGUUCCUACCACAACAUUACCACGAACCAAGAAUCCUCAACGGCUCGUUACCAUGUCAUUUGUGCGGUUCUGUGUAGAGGGGCACAGGCGGACGUUCUACCACUAGACCACGGAGGCGGUCUGUCUGUAUACAUGUAGUUCCUACCACAACAUUACCACGAACCAAGAAUCCUCAACGGCUCGUUACCAUGUCAUAUGUGUGGUUCUCUGUAGAGGGGCACAGGCGGACGUUCUACCACUAGGCCACGGAGGCGGUCUGUCUGUAUACAUGUAGUUCCUACCACAACAUUACCACGAACCAAGAAUGCUCAACGGCUCGUUACCAUGUCAUUUGUGUGGUUCUCUGUAGAGGGGCACAGGCGGACGUUCUACCACUAGGCCACGGAGGCGGUCUGUCUCUAUACAUGUAGUUUCUACCACAACAUUACCACGAACCAAGAAUGCUCAACGGCUCGUUACCAUGUCAUUUGUGUGGUUCUCUGUAAAGGGGCACAGGCGGACGUUCUACCACUAGGCCACGGAGGUGGUCUGUGGGUAUACAUGUAGUUCCUACCACAACAUUACCACGAACCAAGAAUGCUCAACGGCUCGUUACCAUGUCAUUUGUGUGGUUCUCUGUAGAGGGGCACAGGCGGACGUUCUACCACUAGGCCACGGAGGUGGUCUGUGGGUAUACAUGUAGUUCCUACCACAACAUUACCACGAACCAAGAAUCCUCAACGGCUCGUUACCAUGUCAUUUGUGUGGUUCCCUGUAGAGGGGCACAGGCGGACGUUCUACCACAAGACCACGGGGGUGGUCCCCCUGCCACACAGGACGCACCUGCCACUCACACACAAAAUAAUCAGUCGGCGUUAUCGGCGGUUUACGACACUGUCAUGUCGACGAAGGCGCUGGGGAACUUUGUACAGUGUCCUGUCUGUAGGACCAGUCACAUCCCCACGAAAGGGAUACUUCAAAAUGGCGUCUAUGCUUCUACCUGUGAAAACUGUGGCCACUUCUUCAAGUUCAAGGCCACAGGUCCUCUCAAGUCCUCGGUUACAUUCACCAUCAAUGCAACUUCGUACACAGUUGGCAACCAGUAUGCUGCAGCUCUGUCCCUGAAUGAGUUCAUGAGGUCCCAGGGCGUGUCCUAUGGCACCAAGGUGAUGUGUAUGGAGGGAGGGUGUGGCGUGUGCCUCGUCACUACCACACUGUAUGAUCCCAUCACAAAGUCCGUGCAGACCUACACAGUCAACUCGUGCCUCGUUCCUCUCUACACGUGUGACGGCAUGCAAGUGACAACCGUCGAGGGUCUGGGCAACCCCAGGGACGGCCUACACCCGAUACAAGACCGUCUGGCACAGUACAAUGGCUCUCAGUGUGGCUUCUGUAGCCCCGCCCAGGUUAUGAACAUGUAUGGGCUGCUCAAGAAAACACCGAACCCGACCAUGCAACAAGUGGAAAAUGCCUUUGAUGUCUCCAUCUGCAGAUGUACAGGCUAUAGACCAAUACUGGACGCCAUGAAGUCAUUCGCCUCUGAUGCCGCACCUAACCUUAUCGGCGGGACCAUUGAUAUUGAAGAACUGGACAAGAAGAUAUGCAGCAAAUCCGGGAAGACCUGCACAGGACGCUGUUCAUCUGAUAGACAGACUGACACGGAGCACGUCCCCCUCCACAUUGUGCUGCAGGGGUCACAGUGGUACAAACCGACCAACAGACAGCAGCUGUACGCCCUCCUCGGCCAACACAAGGGAGACAACUACAGACUCGUGUUUGGAAAUUCAGGAUAUGGUGUGUAUAAAGAGAUCGGCCCAUGGAUGUUUGAUGUCCUCAUUGACCUGCGUGGCAUCCAAGAGUUCUAUGACAUAUCAAUUGACUCCUCCAAAGUGAUGUUUGGUCCUAGCAUCACCCUGACCAACAUGAUGGAGGUAUUUCUGAAAAACAGCACCAACCCUGAUCUGUCCUACUUCCGGGAUUUCGCCAACCACGUGGCCGUCAUUGCUAACACCGGAGUCAGGAAUUUGGGCAGCUGGGCAGGUAACCUGAUGCUGAAGAACCUGCACACAGAGUUCCCGUCUGAUGUCUUCGCCAUGUUCGAGACGGUCGGGGCAACCCUGACUAUUGGAUCGAGUGAUGGUUCGGAGAAAUCAGUCAGCCUCAUGGAGUUCCUGAACCUAGACAUGAAGGGGAAGGUCAUCCUGUCCGUCAUGCUUCCGACGUUCCCAUCCGGAGACGUGCAUGUUAAGACCUUCAAGGUUGCCCCCAGACAUCAGAAUGCCCACGCCUAUGUGACAGCAGGCUUCAGGAUGCAGCUGGACAAGAACGUCAACUUCAGAGUCAAGACAAAACCAUCCCUGGUGUACGGCGGCAUCAACAAGACACUGGUUCACGCCAGCAACACAGAGACGUUCCUACAGGGCAAGGAGUUGGGGGAUUCUACAGUACUCAAAGAUGCUAUAGCCACUCUUACGGCCGAACUGGUUCCCGACACCACCCCUGGCCUGUCCAGUACAACCUACAGGAAGACACUGGCCGUCUCCCUCUUCUACAAGUAUGUGCUCGGCGUGUGUGGUGAGAAAGCAGCGAAAAGAUUCCAGAGUGGUGGCACCAACUUGAUACGGCCAGUUUCAUCCGGCACUCAGACAUAUGACAGUCGUAAAGAUGAAUACCCUUUGACUAAACCUAUGACCAAGGUGGACGCGACCCUACAGACAUCAGGUAGGGUCAAGUACGUCAACGACAUACCACCGGUUCAAGAAGAAGUCUUCGCCGCUUUCGUCAUCAGCAGCGUCGGAAACGCCGACAUCGAUACCGUGGACACGGCCUUAGCUCUGGCGUAUCCUGGAGCCUUGAAGUACAUAUCUGCAGCUGAUAUACCCAAAGGAGGCAGAAACAGCUUCAGGGAACCUACAGUCGAAGUUGAGGAGUUGUUUUGCAGUGGGAAGGUCCUAUACAGUGGACAGCCAAUUGGCAUCAUCGUCGCAGUGGACAAACUAUCAGCGGACACAGCAGCCAGCAUGGUGAAGGUUACCUACAAGAACGUCCAGCCUCCCAUCAUUACAAUGGAAGAUGCCAUUCAGAAGAAAUCCAUAUUUCCAAAUGCUGCCCAAGAGUUUAAAAAGGGCGAUGCUGCAGCUGCAAUAGCUGGCUCAGACAAGCAGAUCUCAGGUCGAAUCAAAGUAGGGCAUCAGUACCAUUUCCAGAUGGAAACUCAGGUGAGCAUCUGCUACCCCGCAGAGGAUGGGGUGGGCGUGAGUCUUCUCUCGUCAACACAGUGGUCGGAUAUGGAACAGUUGAUCGUUGCCAAACUCCUUAACAUCCCUGAAAGCAGUGUUAACGUUACGGUCACCCGUCUGGGGGGAUCAUACGGAUCCAAGAUUACACGUGCCCACCAAACAGCAUCAGCAGCUGCACUGGCCACACAUAUCAUGAGGAGGCCAGUUCGACUCAGUAUGAACUUCCACACCAACAUGAAGACAGUCGGGAAACGUUUCCCUUAUCUUGCAGAUUACAAAAUCGGCGUCAACAAUGACGGCAAGCUGAAUGGAAUCCAGAUGACUGUUAACACUGACUGCGGUGCGUCCCCCAAUGACAACAUCUUAGCGGCAAUUCCAGAAUGGUUGGACAAUGCCUACUUCUGUCCUGCGUGGGACUUUAAACCUAUAGCCCUGAAGACGAACCUUCCCGCCAACACCUAUUGCCGGGCCCCAGGAUCCUGCCCCGCCAUCUUCAUCAUGGAAGCCAUGAUGGAACAUGUGGCCAAGGUUUUCCACAAAGACCCGCUGGAAUUCAGGAAGUUAAAUUUGUUCGACAAAGGUCAGGCGUCUGUCACUGGAAUGGUUCUGAAGUACUGCAACAUCAAGGACAUGGUGGCUCAACUGGAGAAGUCAGCCGAUGUCCAGACAAGGAAACAACAAGUUGCAGCUUUCAACCAGGCCAACAGAUGGAAGAAGAAGGGUAUCUCUGUGAUGCCUCUCCGAUGGGACCAGGACUACGCAGGCAACAAUCCCAACUACAACGUCUACAUGACUGUCUACCACGGGGAUGGUUCCGUCGCUAUUUCGAUCGGCGGUGUGGAGGUGGGCCAGGGAAUCAACACCAAGAUGAUGCAAGUCUGUGCCUUUGAGCUGGGUAUUCCUAUGGACACGAUCAAGGUAAAGCCAACGACAACCAUGGCUGACUCCAACUCCUACAUGACCGGAGGCAGCAUCACCAGCGAAGUCAACGCACUGGGAGUCGUGCAGUGUUGUCAACAGUUAAAGACUCGGAUGGCCCCAGUCAAAGCCAAGAUGGUCAACCCUACCUGGCUGCAGCUGGUCACUCAAUGUUUCAAUCAACGAAUGGACCUAUCAGCCAAAAGCUAAAUGAUGACUUGAUGAGCCGCAGACGUGCUUGCAAGAAGGAUGCCUGUCUCCCUUGACAUUUGCCUCAGUGUUAUGUGCAUCAGAUGAAGUUAAGAUAAGUACUAUAAUAAUUUAGUUUUUUUAUUUGCAUAACUAGCUUACAUUUCAACCAACCUGAUACGUUCUUGUCAAUCAAGACCGCCUCCGUGGUCUAGUGGUAGAGUGUCCGCCCAGGAGAGCCAAAGGUCCGGGUUCGAUCUGGCCGCGUCAUACCCAAAGACGUUAAAAGAUGGUACUUGUUGUUACCUUGUCGGGCGCUCGGCAUCAUAAGUAUAAAGUCAGUAUACUGUGUCUGAGUGUGGUAUUGAUGUUAAACUGCGACAUAGUAUCUCAGCAAACCAACUAUUAAGUCGGCAUUAGUCCGGACUAGAACAAGCAGCCACACACACGUUCAUGCACAUCGCUAUGUAAAUGCAGUAAUCUUGGACACGACGUUAAACCCAUUUUUACCUCACCUCACCUAAAAAACGUACAAUCAAGAAAUUGUUCUAUUACAUUGAUGUAGAAAAAAUCACAACAAUACAAGGAAAGAUGUCAAAAUCAUAUUAGCAUGUUUACCCAUGGCUGAACCCUUUGAUGGUAAUGUCAAAUCAAUGUUUGAUACCACAACUGGGUAGAACGUGUGAAGCCCAUUUCUGGGUCCCGAGGCGAUGUUUUCCUGGAAUAUUUCUAAAAGGGAGUAGAACUGUUUACCAACACACUGUAAUGCUCUGGACUGUAUAGGUACAAGAAACCCAUAAUGUCUGUUUCGAUAUUUUCAGUACCAAUCCAACAGGAGAGUCCAGUAACUACAACAUCUACGGCGCAACGUGCACAGAGGUCGAGGUGGACGUUCUGACAGGGGAGAACCAGAUCAACCGAGUGGACAUCCUGUAUGACUGUGG
Messenger RNA from Haliotis rufescens (red abalone), 6342 nucleotides. RefSeq names its product xanthine dehydrogenase-like. Gene Ontology annotation, molecular function: FAD binding; oxidoreductase activity; iron ion binding. The transcript has 32 exons. The record is from RefSeq and is a predicted model, not a curated record. The coding region runs from base 1952 to 5419 and encodes 1155 amino acids. Lineage: Eukaryota; Metazoa; Mollusca; Gastropoda; Lepetellida; Haliotidae.